GAGGAAAUAACUAAAAUGAACUCGCCGCUUCUUAAAGGGGAGGGAAACGAUGGAACAACGUCUGUCCCGUCGACGAAAAAUGAACGAGAUGAAAAAGUAACGUGCAGAGACAUGUCUUUGGUCCCAAAAGCUACCGUAUUUGUAUAUAGUUCCGUGACAUAAAAACAACAACAUAAUGAACUCAGUGAUAAAUGUCGGAAGAGCUCGUCUACUCUGAAUGACAAAUUCACACUUGAAAGUCAAACAAGACUAGACGCUCCGAAAACACCUGGACGAGACAGGCAGGCCUGCACCACCCAGACCCCAGAAUUGCUGCUUCCUGGGCAGCAAUUGAUUUCCAUUCAUUUCUGUAACCCGUGAAAAUCAACUUAGGACUUGCUUGACUUUGGCAAUUCAUCACUGAGGAUUAUACAAAGGUAUGAAUCACGUGUGAGGAUUACUGCUCUCCUUCAGGGACACUUCUCUUUGGCCAGCUCAAAGGAUUUAAGGGUUUAUUAAGUGGGCCAGUUGCCAUAGCGACGCUUUGGCAGGAUAUUGCCAGGAUAAGCCGUAAUGGGUCUCCUGACGCAGUUCACUCUGCUCCUGUGGAAGAACUUCACUCUCCGGAAGAGACAAAAGGUGCGGCUGGUCGUUGAAGUGAUCUGGCCUCUUUUUCUCUUCUUCAUACUGGUGGGGGUGCGGUCCACCAAUAAGCCAAUUUACAAAGGCCAAUGCCACUACCCAAAUAAAGCCAUGCCAUCGGCUGGCGUGCUGCCCUGGCUCCAAGGUAUGAUGUGUAACAUCAACAAUCCCUGUUUGAACUAUCCAACACCGGGGGAGACACCAGGCCAAGUCAACAACUUCAACAACUCCAUAAUUGCUGGGAUGUUGAUAGAGCUGCAAACUCUCUUGGUGAACAGAUCUAUUCUCAGCAAGGCACAGUUGCUGGCAGAUGACCUGGAACAGUGGGAUUCAGUGUUGUCACAGUCAAACCCUGCCGAUGCUCAACCAGUGAUCCUAAGGAGUGUUCUCCGAGACAAUGAAACUUUCCCAGCUCACCUGAAAGAGAAUUUGUCAGUGCCACCAUCAGUCAUCGAAAGCCUCAUGAAUGCUGAGAUAAAACUUAACCCAUUGAUGGGCAUCCCGAGGCCAGGCAACCUGCAGAGCAUCCUGUGUGAGGGGACAGAUCUGGAUGAGUAUAUCCAAUUUAGCAGCAGAGCUGAAAAAGAGGCUUUUCAAAAUGUCAGCUGCUCCCGCACUCCACAGCAGCUGAUUAACGCCCAGCAAGUACUCCUGCAGAACCUGGAUCCGAGGAAAGUGCUUUCUGAGGUGCCUUCAGCUUUGGAUCUGAAUGCAGCAGAUACAGCAACACUGCUGGAGAAAACCACUCAAGAUGCAUUACCAGUAUUUCAAGAGGUUGCCAGGUUGCAGAACUCAAUGACCGUUAAGGCUGCUAGUUCAUUGGAUUUCCGAAAUGACACGAUGGGCAGUAUCAAUAUGCUACUGUGUGGAGGGCAGCCCGACAUGAGUUUGCGCUCAUCUAGGGCAUCGGAGCCGUUGAACUCUGUCAACACGACGGGCAACAGUUCAGAUGCUUUUUGUCAGACUCUUGUCGACACCCUGGAGGGCACACCUGGUCUGCGCUACAUUUGGAACACCUUCAGGCCGUUAUUGCUAGGGAAAGUCCUCUACACACCUGAUACACCCGCUGUUCGCCUCAUGGUGAAAGAGGCAAAUAGCACAUUCAAUGCACUGGCUAUGCUUAAAGAGCUUGCUGAUUCCUGGGAUGAACUCGGGCCACGUGUCUGGGAUUUCCUUCAAAGUAGCCCUCGAGUCAACGCGUUACGGACAUUGCUGGCGAAUCCAGUGUUUGCUGCUGUUCUGAACGAGCGUCUCAAAGGCACGCAAUGGACGGCAGAGCUUCUGGCCAACUUCCUGUACAACGGGCCCCCGGAGGAUCGCCCGCCCGGCAUGCCGCCCAAUGACUGGAGGAAUGUGUACAACACCACUACAGAAAUCUUGAAGCUCCUCUCCAACUUCCUUGGUUGUUUAGACCUGAAUAAGUUUGAAGCAGCCCCCACUGAAAGCCAUCUUGUGAGCAAGGCACUGGAGCUUCUGGAGAAUGACACAUACUGGGCUGGUAUUGUCUUUGAAAACCUCCAGCCAAACUCCAGCCUCCCUCCUCCUUAUGUCAAGUACAAAAUUCGCAUGGACAUCGAUGAGGCGGAGGCUACCAACAAAGUGAAGGAGAGGUCAUGGUCUCCCGGUGCCCGAGACAACCCCUUUAACGACCUUCGCUAUAUAUGGGGAGGCUUCUCCUACCUGCAGGAUAUGAUGGACCACGGCAUUAUACAAGCUCAAACAUCCAAGAGCCAACCCCUUGGUGUUUUUGCCCAGCAAAUGCCAUACCCUUGCUUCGUGGAUGACGCGUUCCUCCGGUCUCUGGCACGCUCCCUACCCUUAUACAUGACUUUAGCCUGGAUCUACUCAGUGGCCAUGAUCGUUAAGGGCAUCGUGGCAGAGAAAGAGGCGAGGCUUAAGGAGACAGUGAGGAUCAUGGGCCUGAGAGGUUCCAUCUAUUGGUUGAGCUGGAUUGUGUCCAGUGGGCUGCCGCUGGCCAUCAGCGCUCUGCUCCUUGCCCUUAUAUUGAAGUAUGGCAAGGUGCUGCAAUACAGCGACCCCUCAGUAAUCUUUGUCUUCCUGCUGGUGUUCUGCCUGUCCACCAUCACUCAGUGCUUCUUCAUUAGCGUCUUCUUCUCUAAGGCCAACUUAGCAGCGGCGUGCGGCGGCCUCAUCUUCUUUGUCCUCUACCUGCCGCACGUCCUUUGCUACGCCUGGAGGGACGUCAUGGGUUUCCAGGCCAAGGUUGUUGUGAGUUUAUUGUCAUGUGUGGCUUUCGGCUACGGCUGUGAGAACUUUGCCAAGUACGAGGAGCAAGGCAUCGGCAUUCAGUGGCACAACAUCAGCAAGAGUCCAGAAGAGGGAGAUCGCUACACCUUCAUCGUGUCCAUCAUCAUGAUGCUCUUUGAUGCCGUUUUAUACUGGGUGUUGACCUGGUACAUUGAGAAUGUCUUCCCAGGCCAGUAUGGAAUCCCUAAGCCAUGGUACUUCCCUUUCACUGCAUCUUACUGGCGUGGGACAGCCUCGGUGACUGAUGUUGACUCUGGCAUGUUGAAGGACUCUACUGCACAAAACGCGUAUCUGGAGAAGCCACCACCCGAUAUGAAAGCAGGGGUCUCAGUCCGCAAUCUUGUUAAAAUCUACAAGACGGGAAAGAAGCUCGCUGUGGACGGACUGAGUAUAGACUUCUAUGAGAAUCAGAUCACAUCUUUUCUUGGCCACAAUGGAGCCGGAAAAACAACCACAAUGUCAAUUCUGACAGGACUGUUUCCGCCUACAUCAGGAACCGCUCUCAUCAACGGAUAUGACAUCCACACGGACAUGGACAGCAUCCGAAAGUACUUGGGAAUGUGCCCACAGCACAAUGUCUUAUUCAAUGAUUUGACAGUGGAGGAGCAUAUCUACUUCUACGCCAAGCUGAAAGGACGCAGCAGCGAUGAGGUGAAAAUUGAGAUGGACCAGAUGAUUAUGGAUGUUGGUUUACCACAUAAGCGGAAGGAUCUCGCUAAGAACCUGUCAGGUGGGAUGCAGAGGAAGCUGUCUGUGGCUAUUGCAUUUGUUGGCGGCUCAAAAAUCGUCAUCUUGGAUGAACCUACUGCAGGAGUGGACCCCUAUGCCCGCAGGGGUAUCUGGGAACUGCUGUUAAAAUACAAACAAGGACGUACCAUCAUUUUGUCCACACACCACAUGGAUGAAGCGGACAUCCUAGGUGAUCGCAUUGCCAUUAUCUCCCACGGCAAGAUGCGCUGCUGCGGCUCCUCACUCUUCCUAAAGAAAUGUUUUGGCAGCGGCUACUACCUCACUCUGGUCCGAGAUGGGACUGAAAAGAUGACAGCUCAGCGUGAUGGAAUGGUACAAAGUCAGGCCAAGGAGGAGAAAGAGUGUCCUUCGACGUGCAGCAGCCUAGAUGAUGGCAUUGGAAGCCAAAGCUGGGGAAACUCUGACCCCUCAGAUUUGACAGCUGUGGGUCAAACUGUGCAGCGCCACGUCCCUGAGGCAGUCUUCUUGGAGAGCAUCGGUCAAGAGAUCACCUACAUUCUGCCUUAUGGUGGAGCCAGAGAUGGGACCUUUGCCCUCCUUUUCCAAGAGCUCGACCUGACCAUGGCUGACCUCGGCCUGACCAGCUACGGCAUCUCUGACACAACGCUGGAGGAGAUAUUUCUUAAGGUGGCAGAAGAUACCGGAGUGGAUGAAGAUAUAGCAACAACAAAGGAGGUGUUGGUGAGAGACUGCAAAAGAGGCUCCCGUACAUCCAAGCGGAACAGCAUCGCCAGCGUCCAUGUGAAAACAGAGCAAGUCUCUGGAAUGAGUGACUCAAAGAAAAAGUUCACAAGUAAAGUGCAAGACUCAAAGAUGAAUGCCAGUGUCAAUGGGAAGGGAUCUACAGUUAUCACCGGAUGGGAGCUGAUCAGGAGGCAGUUCCUGGCGCUCUUUAUCAAGCGCUUCCACCACGCCCGAAGGAGCCGCAAGGGACUCAUUGCCCAGGUGGUCCUGCCUGCUGUUUUUGUGUGCCUGUCUCUGAUCUUCUCGCUCAUCGUCCCACCGUUCACUGAAUAUCCGAGCCUGGAGCUGCAACCCUGGAUGUAUGAUCCGCCGCAGAGCACCUUCUACAGCAAUGAUAUGCCAGAUAAUGCGGAGGUCUCGAAGGUAGUGGACACCUUGGUGAACAACCCUGGCUUUGGGACUCGCUGCAUGAAUGGAGACCCGAUACCGAAGUUACCAUGUUCUUCUAGUGACUCUGAUUGGGUCACUCCAUCCGUGGAUCAGUCCGUCACUGACAUCCUCCUCAACGGGAACUGGAGCAUGUCUAACCCCUCCCCGUCCUGUCAGUGCAGCACACCAAAACGGACGAUCAUGUUACCUGACUGUCCGCCCGGUGCAGGAGGGCUCCCUCCACCUCAGAGGAUCCAGAAUACAACUGACACACUGUUGGAUUUAAGUGGACGAAACAUGUCAGACUUCUUGAUCAAGACUUUUGAACACUCUGGGAAAACAAGGUACGGAGGCAUCUCUGUCGGAGCGGUCAACUCCCAAGUCCGUCUGACCGAGGCAGCAAUCGAAGCUUCAUUCAAGGAUCUAAAAGAGCUUUUGAGUUCAUUUCAGGAUAAUGUGACUGAUCAGAUCCUGCAGCAGGCUGAAACGCUGCUGAAGAAACUGGGAACCAGGGACAACGUAAAGGUGUGGUUCUACAACCAGGCAUGGCACGGCAUGGCGUCCUUCCUCAGUGUGGCCGACAACGCCAUCCUGAGGGGAAAUCUGCCGGCAGGAGAGGAUCCCCGCCAGUAUGGCAUCUCUGUGUCCAAUCACCCCCUCAACCUCACCAAGGAACAGCUCUCCUAUGUAGCCUUGGCCCAGACCUCUACUGACUUGGUGGUGUCCAUCUGCGUUAUCUUUGCCAUGUCCUUCAUCCCUGCCAGCUUUGUCCUCUUUCUCAUCCAAGAGAGGGUAAACAAAGCCAAGCAUCUGCAAUUUGUCAGUGGAGUAAACCCAGCUGUCUACUGGUUGGCAAAUUUUGCCUGGGACAUGUGUAACUACUUCGUCCCAUGCUUGAUUGUGAUUGUGAUUUUCCUCUGCUUCCAACAAGAAGCCUACGUUUCACUUCCUAACCUGCCUGCUUUGAUUCUGCUGCUAGUUUUAUAUGGGUGGUCCAUCACCCCAAUGAUGUACCCAGCCUCCUUCUUCUUCAGCGUCCCCAGCACAGCUUACGUGGUGCUGACCUGCAUCAACGUCUUCAUUGGAAUUAACGGCAGCGUAGCAACCUUUAUUAUGGAGCUCUUUGAUGAUGAUAAUGUCUCCCGCAUCAAUGACAUAGUGAAGCAAGUGCUGCUGAUAUUCCCACAUUUCUGUCUGGGCAGAGGGCUUAUUGACAUGGCCAAGAACCAGGCAAUGGCCACACUCUUCAGCAGUUUUGGGGAAGACCGAUUCGAGGACCCACUCAGCUGGAACAUGGUGGGAAAGAACCUUUGUGCCAUGUCCAUCGAGGGAGUUGUCAUGUUUACACUCACAAUCCUCAUCCAGUAUAAGUUCUUCUGCAAGUCAAGGCUUAUUUCGGGGAAGUCAUUAUCUGCAGAGGAAGAGGAUAUCGAUGUUGCUCGGGAACGCAAGCGGAUUUAUGAAGGCCAGGCCCAGAACGACCUUCUGAGGAUCUACGACCUCACGAAGGUAUACUCUCGGAAGAGCACCCCUGCUGUGGACAGGCUAUGUGUGGGAGUACCUGCCGCAGAGUGUUUUGGCUUGCUGGGAAUCAACGGGGCUGGGAAAACCACCACGUUCAAGAUGCUGACAGGAGACAUCCCAGUCUCCGGUGGAGAGGCCUUCCUAAAUGGAUACAGCAUACGGACAGAAAUGAGGGACGUGCACCAGAACUUGGGCUAUUGUCCCCAGUUUGAUGCUAUUGACGACCUGCUGACUGGACGAGAGCAUCUGGAGUUUUAUGCCAGGUUACGAGGGGUACCAGAAAAAGAGAUCACCAUGGUGGCAGAGUGGGGGAUCCAGAAGUUGGGGCUGGUCAAAUAUUCCAACAAGUCAGCAGGAACCUACAGCGGUGGGAACAAACGCAAACUGUCUACAGCGAUAGCCCUGAUCGGUUGUCCUCCGGUGGUUUUCCUGGAUGAGCCAACCACUGGGAUGGACCCCAAAGCCCGGCGCUUCCUGUGGGACUGCAUCCUGAGUGUCAUCAAAGAGGGACGCUCAGUCAUUCUCACAUCACACAGCAUGGAGGAAUGUGAAGCACUGUGCACACGCAUGGCCAUUAUGGUCAAUGGUCGCUUCAAGUGCCUCGGGAGCAUCCAGCACCUAAAGAGCAGAUUUGGUGAUGGCUACACAGUGAUUGUGAGGGUUGGUGGCUCUCCUCCGGAGCUGAAGCCAGUCGAGGACUUUGUCCAGCUGUCCUUCCCCGGCAGCGUCCUGAAGGAGAAGCAUCAUAACACACUGCAGUAUCAGUUCCCAUACGUACAGGGAGCUUUGGCCAACAUCUUCAGCCAGUUCACCAGCCAUCAGCACAGGCUGGGUGUGGAAGACUACUCUGUGUCCCAGACCACGCUGGAUCAGGUCUUUGUGAACUUUGCAAGGCACCAGCAUGGGGAAGAGGACUCUCAGGCCUAUGACAACGCAGUGGACACUUCGGAUGAGAUGCCAUUGGAGUCUGUGAAGACCUCCCAAGAACCAGAGAAGCUGUAACGCCCAAAAGACACAUUGCACUCACAGCGGGAAAGUAAUAUACUUUAAACAAGUUUGAAUGGAUGCUGUUUGCACUGGAAGCCUCAAACUUUUUGCAAACCCUUUUUUUUCACCCAAACUGCAUCAAUGCAGGUUAUUGGUCAACAGUGAUAACCAUCCAUAACCAUUUCUACUCUAUUCUCUUUAUGCAGAUAAGUGCAUAUGAAUGCAGAAUGUGCAGGCAGCAGGACAAGAAUUUGGUAUCUGAUUUCUGUUGGUAAUCAGAUUAGAAUUGACCAUCUAUUUUCAGUGUGCUUUGGUUGCAUGCACGUAACAAUCCAUGCAAAAAAAUAAAAAAUAAACCCAGAUCUUGGCAUCCACCAGCUGCUGUCUGCCGAAGAUUUAGCUUUUAAUUAGCUUUUUAAAAUAUAUUUGCAUUCAUAUGCAGAGAAACUAUGUGGUCAUAUACACAGUCUUUCAACUCACUUCAACCAAUAGUAGCGUUUCCAUCAAUACAUUUCUGUGCACAUUUUGAAGCUUCACAUGGAAAAGCUUGAUGGAAACACAAAAAUUCGAUAAACGUUUAGAAAAUGCGCUUAAAAGUUUUAACGCUCGCUUGAGGUGGUUUUGUCUUUUUCGAAAAAAUAGUUAUGCGCUAAAUGGGAGAUGGAAACAAUUUUACUCAAAUGACUGAUCAGCUCUGACAUGAUGAACAAUUAUAAGUUGCCCAAUUGAUUCUAAUUCCUGAAGACAUAUUUUCACUCAGCACAGUUCACAACUCUCUAACACACACUAACUAGCCCACAGAGCUACAAGAUAGCUCCCCUGUAAACACUCCUUAUUCUCCUGUUCUUAAAGGGGCCACAGCCUUUAGUGAAUGUCUCUAUAUUGUGGGUCCCCACAACACUGCCAUCUUCUGACCAAAGUACGUUUAUGCAGCUUUGUUUAUUCGCUCUAAACCAGUUGAUGGAAAUUUGCAUUUUCUUUAAUGCAACAUUUCAAAAAAUUUGCUUCAAUAUUCAGUUAGACUUUAAUGGAAACAUGGCUAGUGACCAGCACACAGAGGAGGAGGUCUUGGCCUGGAUAACUGCUGGCUACACCAGAAUUCUAGAAAUAACAGACCUUGCCCCCAAAAGCUAAAUCUUCAGCAGACCAAUAGACAAUGGUUUUUUAAACUUUUAAAACUUGUUCCCAAUAGAAAACAAAGCUUGUUUCAGAAAAACUAAGGUCACUGGAAUUCAAACAAAUCAAACUGGCUUCAAGAAAUACUCUAAAUAGAUCAUUUUGCAUUUUGAAAGGUUUUAAAAUUCUUACUGCACUGGCAGAUUUUUUCAACACAUUUCAAGGACUAAAUUACUGACAGAAAUUGCCUUGAUAAAAAGAUAUUUGCAGUGUCCAACCUCGUAUUGGAAUAUUGUAUUUCACAGAGGCUCACCAAGUGAUACAACACCAGUUCGAUUUUGUUUGGAGUAUAUUGCAGAUCAUAGCAUCGUGUCGGAGAGUGUAAGGACCAAAUGAAUUUCAUGCAUUGCACAGCAUUUAGGAUACCUCAGGACUGCAUUUCAGACUGAAAUAUAUUUGAGAUUUGUUUACAUUUGCUGUUGGUUAUGAUGAUGAUAUGUUGCACCGUAAACUAUAUUAGAGGAUGUUUCUCUGUGGGUGUGAUCCAUUCCGAUUUUGACAGAUUUUAUGUUUUAUGCUUCAUCAAUGAAUAUCAACAGGCAACUUGUCUAAGGAUAUUUUGUCAACAACAAUCCCAAAGCACAUUAAACAACAGUAACUUCCUACCUCACAUUGCGAUUCACUGGCAGGCACUUUAAAAUUUGCCACUGAUAAGAAAUGAUUAAUAACAACUCUGUCAGAUGUGCUGGCUUUGAAUGUGUGAAUGAGCCUCCAAUCAGCUGUGGACGGUGUUUAAUGAAAGACAUGGAGAUUACAGCAGCGGGACAAUGCAGAGUCAUUCUGAGUCAACCAGCUGUCAGACAUGUUGGGUCUGCAAGGAAGACAACACGGCCUACGUGUGCACCAACCAAAGCUUGCAGACUAUUAUUUAGAACCUUUGUGAAUGUAACUGGGCACAUGUCAGGAACAUUUCUCAAGAAUAUCAAUGAAUGUAUGAACAGAUUUAUAUUUUAUGAGAUUGUUAAUGCAUUUUCUUGUGAAAUCUGUUUUAUUUUAUUUAUCGCUUGUUCUUUGCAGUAUCUAAAUAAACUAUCACUGAGAAUUUUUUUUGCUACAGGGCAUGCUGAUGUAACACUGGUGUGUUAACCUAUGACCACCAGAGACCCAGGUUAAUAUCAGAGAGUACAGCACUCCCCCUCAUGCACAGACCUCUGCAGAUACAGUGCACAUAUUUUGUCACAAAGUGCCUUUUAAACACCCACGUUUAAAAAACCCUGUGAUAAUCGAUAGCAGACCCUCCAUAGCAUUUUAGGAUGUGUAAACUAUGUUAUAUUAUGCAAAUAUAUAGACCAUUUUAUUGUCAUUGAAUGUAAUUAUUUUUUAACCCCAUCCCCUGAAGUUACUGUUGCUAUGCCAUAAAGCCAUAACUAUUUAGAUAUAUGUAGUGUAGAAUAAAAACUGCUUUCCUAUUUUAAAAAAUGAUACAAAAUAUUUUUUUAACCAUUAUUUUUUUGGGGGUGUUUUUCGUGUUUUGACAAUAGACUAUAUAAAUAAUGGACGUAGUCACCGUGACGUCACCCAUUGGUUUGUGGCCCGUUGGAAGCCUCGAGUUCAGCGUUAUACUCGUCGCCAUCUUGCGUCGCCAUCUCGUUUCUAAUACAGGGAGCAGACCAUAUCUGGACUGUGGAGGAGGAGAGGGAUCUGAUCACUGACUACAGCCUCUCUACACCUCAACCUGACUGAGAGAAGCUGCUGCUAAUUCAUGUUAGCAUUAACUGGGAUGUUAGCUUUGGCUAGCAAAAAAACAAAAACAAAAUGUAUCUUUCUUACCUCAGAAAACUGAGCAGCGACUCCUUGGAGUGUCUGUUAGUCCAACCAAACACUGAACAAGACAUUUUUACUGAACAAAACGUUCAAAUAAACUGUCAUUAAGUGAAAAUACAGUGAAAGGGUCAAAGUUAUGAGGCCAAACCGCUAAAUGUCCUCUUUUAUAUCUAUAUAACGUUAUAUAUAACUUUAUUGACACGUUGCCGUGGAUACGCAUUGCUCUGCUUCUCUCCUGGUGACGGCUCGCCUUGUUAGUGACCUGUCAAUCAAAGGUAGCCAUGCCCCAAAUCAUAUGAUUCUUUAUCUUCUAUUUUCUUCUAAAUGGGGCCAUUAUUAGAACUAUUGACAUCAAAUUGUCUUGAAGAUGAUUUUUAACUAGUGAUUGAGACCAUAUUGUUGUCCUGAAAAUUUUUUUUGAGGUAAUAAAUCAAGUGAGAAGUUUUCAAAUUUUGCACUGAAAUGAAUGGGCAGAUUUUUUUUGCAGCCAAACUUAGCACCCCCUGCUGGAAUUUUCGGUGGAUUGCUGCCUUAAGGCACUUCCUGGUUGGCCUCCAAGCUCAGACAUGGAGAUUGCCGCCUGCCAUAAACUGAUGGGUGAAGUCACAGCAGCUACGUCCACUUCUUUCAAACAGUUUAUGAGACCAUCAAAAACUGUAAAAGGGCUUAUACUGCAUAUCUAUGUCUCUUAUUUAAGGUACAUUCUUGUUUUUUCCAACAUACUAUUGUGUACUGUACAACAUUGGAAGUUUGUUAGUGUCCUAAUGAUUAAAUACCUGUAAGCUUCUUCAAUAUGCAGCUUAUAUUACUUGGCACUUACUUCAGAAUGUAAACUCUUCCCUCACAGGCGCUCUGGUUUAAUUUGAGAGCUUGGCAUAAUUUGUAUUCUGUGUCCUCACAUUACUAUCAUGCCCAUUGCAAAGAAUAAUGAAUCCUAUUUGUACUGAAUAUUGCUUCAUGCCAAGACAAAUGAUUAAACAUUAGCACAAAUUGUCAUGCGACUCUGACUUUAAUAUUUGUAUAUUGCUGUCCACUGAUUCGUUCCACUCCAAGUUUGAAAGUGUCUUAAGUUCAACUUUCUACAUGCUGUUUUAUUGUCAUGUCCUUCUUUUCAUUACUUCAUGUCUUUCAAUUUGAGUGUAGCUUUCUGUUGCAGGCUCACUUUUGUUGAGUCUCUCAUACGUCCAUGAAACCAUGGGAUGCCAGAAUACAGACUGUACUGGAGUGGGUAAAGCAUUUUAUUUCACAUUUAGUGGAGUGGGAGGGACAUUUUGUCUGCCAGAUGCCUUAGAAUGGAUUCAUUUUGUUGUCAAACUCACACAGACACUUUUAUUGUGGUUCUUUUUAUUU
Centropristis striata (black sea bass) is the source of this 11553-nucleotide messenger RNA. RefSeq names its product phospholipid-transporting ATPase ABCA1-like. The transcript has 53 exons. The record is from RefSeq and is a predicted model, not a curated record. The coding region runs from base 553 to 7278 and encodes 2241 amino acids. Gene Ontology annotation, cellular component: membrane; intracellular membrane-bounded organelle. NCBI's taxonomy places the organism in Eukaryota, Metazoa, Chordata, Actinopteri, Perciformes, Serranidae. Gene Ontology annotation, biological process: transmembrane transport; lipid transport. Gene Ontology annotation, molecular function: ABC-type transporter activity; lipid carrier activity; ATP hydrolysis activity.